ACGCAUCCUCGCUGCGGGGACGGCAUCCCGCGCGCGGCACAUCCGAGGUCGACGAGCGAUCACGGUCGAAAGUCGUCACGUGUACGGACGCACCAGCCAACCGGGAUGUCCCGCCCGAUGCCUACCCGAGGCCGAGGCUACCAACCUACCUACCUACCUACCCGCAUCUCGCACUCCCAAGACGAAUAAGACGUCCCCCGGUACGCCCCGGCCGCCCCUCCCUCAAUCGACUCGCCGCCGCCAGAUCGCGAGCGAACCCCGAGGCCCCAGUAGUAGCCGUAGUCCCUCUCAAAGAGGCCGAUCAUAAAGAGGUAGAACGUUGUUGCAGACAGGGAGUCGAGUAAUUUCCAGCAAGUCGACAACAGGACCACCACGAGGAGCGACAAUGGGUGCCGUCGAGUACGUUACCGAGGAAGACGAUUACGCUUGCACGCUGUCGGAGGAUACUCAAAAGAUGGCGAAGGAGGAGCUUCGGGAGGAUAAGAAUACGAGAGACCAGGCGCUGGAGCAAGUGAGAAAUUGGAUAAAGUUGAAUCCGCGCAUCGAGAACAGCAGAAUGGACGGACGCUUCAUUCUGAGAUUCUUACGCUCCAAAAAGUUUAACGUGCCCAUGGCUCAGGAGGCUAUCGAACGAUAUCUUCUUCUGCGCCAGGUUUACCAUCCUGCCUUCCACAAGCUCAACAUCGACGAGCCGAAUAUGGCCGAACUCUUGAAUUUAGGCUACCUAUUUGCUGUUCCCGGCCGAGAUACCAAGGGCCGACGCAUUGUUGUGGCAAGACCUGGAGUUUUCGACCCCUACAAAUAUACUAACGCGGAUAUGUGUAAAAUUCAUGCAAUUACAUAUGAGAGCUUGAUGGAAGACGAGGAAAGUCAGAUUCGUGGAUUCGUUCACUUUGCAGAUGGCGCCGGUGUCAGCUUUCCGCAUCUUACUCUGUUUACUCCCAAAGAAGCUGUUCGUAUUGUUAAGAAUGGCGAGAGAACGUUGCCAAUGCGUCACAAGGAGGUUCACGCCAUCAACGCUCACCCCUCCCUCAAGUUCGCUUUGGACUUCGGCAUGUCCUUGAUAUCGGAGAAAAUUCGGAGCCGCGUGAGAAUUUACACGAGCCUCGAGGACGCCAAGAACAACAAAAUGGACACGAGCCUGCUGCCCAAGGAGUACGGCGGUACUAUGCCCAUGAAUGAGAUGAUAGAUCUGUGGCGCAAGGAGCUCCUCGAGAUGCGGCCGACGCUCCUGAAUCACGACAAGAUGCGCGUCCGCACGGAGCUGUACUCGGAGAAGGCGAGGGAAGGCGCGGUCUCGGCCCUGAAGCAGGGUUUCGCCUGCUCGAGCGCCUCCAGCGGCGAGUCGACGAUGCACGGCAUGUGCGGCUCCUUCAGGAAACUCGAGGUCGACUGAUCCUCCGCUCCUCUUACCCUCGCUACAAUUUUUACG
Messenger RNA from Ceratosolen solmsi marchali, 1432 nucleotides. RefSeq names its product Cellular retinaldehyde binding protein. The record is from RefSeq and is a predicted model, not a curated record. Gene Ontology annotation, molecular function: phosphatidylinositol bisphosphate binding. Lineage: Eukaryota; Metazoa; Arthropoda; Insecta; Hymenoptera; Agaonidae. The transcript has 6 exons. Gene Ontology annotation, cellular component: membrane. Bases 386 to 1396 code for a protein of 336 amino acids.